Messenger RNA from Durusdinium trenchii, 186 nucleotides. The record is from the annotation of a GenBank genome assembly. Lineage: Eukaryota; Dinophyceae; Suessiales; Symbiodiniaceae.
AUGCUCGCAGUGCAGCUUCAACAGGAGCUAACAGAAGUACAGCAAUUCGCAGAGGCCGAGAAGAACAACUUUGCUCAGGCCGGCAACCGACGAGGAGAGGCAGCGAUGCUGCUGGGGACCCAGUUACGACGCUGGUUGUUUCGUACGCUGUCUCGUUCUUUCAUUUUUGUGAUGCAUAUGAUUUGA